CCUCACCUCUCCUUCCUUGAUAAGGCAUUGCUCCUGACAGGCCACGACUUCCUUUUUUACGCCAUCAAAGUGUGUUCCAGAUAACGGCGAUGCCAUUUCUGCUCUCGUGAGGCCGAAUCAAGCGCCGCAGCCAGCGACUUGCCAAUUCCUCGGCGUCCAUUCCGACCGGCGUACAUUGCAGAGGCAUGAUACAACAGCGAGUCAGAACCUGGCCGAGCAGCUCUUUACCUGGUUGAAGCCUUUGACUUUGGAUACUCGGACCAUUCCAAAGCUUUGUUAAAGCUAGCGCGGCAUCAUGAAGACAACUAUAGCAGCUGUAGUGGCUGCCCUCACCAGUCCAUUCCUCGAGGUGGCAGCGACCAGCGAUAGCGGUAUUCCCAAAGCGAAAUACAAGGAGGCUUGCCCGGCAUAUGAGCAUUAUGCGCGUUUCCCACACCAGCCUCUCAGCGAUGGCCCCAUGGCUCUUCCCUUUCAGCGACCCUCGAAACACUGCCGAACUUUCGAAUCAGACCUCGUGGAGAAGAUCAUCAAAGAUCUCAGUCACUCCCUAGUGGACCCCGAUCUCGCGCGAAUCUUCGAGAACGCAUUCCCGAAUACGAUCGAUACAACUGUACAGUGGCAUGUGGAUGGCACAGAGAAGCAGGCGGAAUCAAAUAAGAUGCAACAAUUGUUUUUGGGGCAAACAGAUGCUUGGAAGGGACCACAGAGCUUCAUCGUGACUGGGGAUAUUCAAGCGUCGUGGCUCCGUGAUUCAACAAACCAGUUGGCACAGUACCAACCGCUGGCAAAGAAGAACAAGAAGAUAGAGAACUUGAUUUUGGGUGCGAUCAAUACCCAAGCGGAGUACGUGAUUGAAUCUCCGUACUGCAAUGCGUUCCAGCCACCUCCACCGAGCAGGCUGAAGCCAAGUGACAAUGGACAAGGCGAUAAUGUGCACCCAGCAUAUGAGCCAAGCCAAGUUUUCGAGUGCAAGUAUGAGCUGGACUCCUUGGCACAUUUCCUGAGACUUGGAAAUCAGUUCUAUGAGCAUACUGGAUCCACAGCGUUUUUGACGCAGCGCUGGUUUCAUGCAUUGGAAAGUCUGCUCAAGGUGCUUGAUCAGCAGAGCCAGUCAACAUUCGAUCCGAAGACGGGGUCCUUUGUCAAGCAAACGUACCGAUUUCAGAGAAACACGAAUACUGGCACUGAGACUUUGAACCUGGCAGGGAAUGGAAACCCGUUGAACUACGGGACGGGUUUGAUUCGCUCUGCCUUCAGACCAAGUGAUGACGCCACGAUUUUUGGCUUCUUCAUUCCAGCCAACGCAAUGAUGGCAGUAGAGCUGAAGAAGACAGCAGAUAUCAUCGCCGCUUCGGGCAAGCCUAAAGUUGGCGAAGAGCUUAAAGCACGAGGCGCAAGGAUUGAGAAAGGUGUAUGGGAGCACGGCGUCGUUCAGCACAAGAAGUGGGGCUCGGUCUUUGCUUUCGAAGUCGAUGGCUACGGCUCCUCUCUGCUAAUGGACGACGCCAAUGUGCCUUCACUGCUCGCACUACCAUACCUCGGCUUCGUCAAGAAAGAAGAACAAACGUACCAGAACACGCGCAAGAUGAUCUUGUCGAAAGAAGGCAAUCCAUACUUUCUGCAGGGUAAAGCCCUCAAGGGCAUUGGAGGCCCGCAUGUUGGUUUGCACAAUGCUUGGCCGAUGUCGUUGCUUAUUCAGGCGAUGACUAGCGAUGAUGACGAAGAGAUCUCGGAGCUUUUGGAAGCGGUCAAGAAGGCGAGUCCAUUGGGAUUGGUGCACGAGAGUGUCAACGUGGAGAAGAUCAAGGACUACACCCGAAGCUGGUUUGCCUGGGCGAAUUCGGUCUUUGCGCAAACGAUUCUGGAUCUCGCAGAGAGGAAACCACAUCUGUUGUUCAAACCUGGAUCAAAGCCUUACGUGGUUGGGUAGAGAAAUCAACUGAGCGUCCGUUCGUAUGAGUCAACAAUGCUCUCACAUGAAAAUGCAGGCUACCUCUCCACUUUUCCGCACUCACUCUUGGUGAUGUGAGCCCUGCACCAAGCAUGAAACAUCUG
Messenger RNA from Cercospora beticola, 2055 nucleotides. Its product is annotated as glycoside hydrolase family 125 protein. Gene Ontology annotation, biological process: carbohydrate metabolic process. Lineage: Eukaryota; Fungi; Ascomycota; Dothideomycetes; Mycosphaerellales; Mycosphaerellaceae. The record is from RefSeq and is a predicted model, not a curated record.